Monosiga brevicollis MX1 is the source of this 1519-nucleotide messenger RNA. RefSeq lists its product as uncharacterized. Gene Ontology annotation, cellular component: cytosol; nucleus. The coding region runs from base 150 to 1223 and encodes 357 amino acids. The record is from RefSeq and is a predicted model, not a curated record. NCBI's taxonomy places the organism in Eukaryota, Choanoflagellata, Craspedida, Salpingoecidae. The transcript has 5 exons. Gene Ontology annotation, biological process: negative regulation of DNA-templated transcription.
GUGAGAAGCGCGUUGAUCGCAAUCAACUUCGUCUGACUCGUCCCGGAAGCAAUAAUUCCGGCAGCGCUCUUGGCAACAAGAACCGCUUUGGCAAGAGCAAGGGACCCGUAGAGGAGCGCAAAGUGGGCAACUCCUUUUCUAUCCUUCAGAUGGCCCCUCCGGAGUCGCCUGGCGUGGAGGAGCCCACGCCCUCCAUGGAUACUGAAGUGGAGGACUCCAAGGUCAAGGGCGAGAAGCUGGCUCGCAAGAGCGAGAACUGCAUCAAGGAGUUUAUUGUUAACCCCGACAAGAAGGAGAUUGAGCUGCUUUUGGAGAGCUCGUCUGAGCUUGGCGUCAAGGGCGGCCACGAGGCUUUUGUCUCUUCAUUGGCCACUCGCCUGGCUUUUUUCAAGAAGGCAGAUCAAGACUUGGUCAUGGAGCUCUUCGAGCAUCUGCUGGCAACUGACAAGCUUGAAAGCGAAGCUCUUGAACAAGGAUUGAGCGACGUGCUGCGCAACAUGCCCGACAUCAAGCUUGAUGCACCCCGGUUCCCUGAACUCUGUGCACGUAUCAUGGCAACUGCCUUCCAGCACGAGCGUUUGCCCCUCUCUUUUAUCAACGGCGAUUAUCAGAAGGCUCUUGCGCCGAUUGAUGUGCUUCGUUUCAUCCUGACUGUUGCCCAACAAGCCAAGAAUGUUUCUUCAGAGAAGCUGGCUCGUGAUGUCAUCGCUACACUGCCCAAGCCCAUUAAGGAGUACCUUCCCCCUCGCUACGAUGAGAGUGAUUUGAAGUCAGAAAUGAGCAAGCGGGAUGUUCUCUUCUUGCUGCAGAGCGCCGCGCCGGAACAAGCACCAGAGCUGUCUGCGGACAUGUCCUAUGACCAGGUCGUCGCGCACCUGCGCAAGGAGUUUCCUGAGGUGACUACUGACCCAAAACAGGCCCGUGCCGUCAGCAAGGCCCUGGCGCUUCGAUUCUCAUCAGUUGACGAGAUUGACAACGCUUUGACUUCAUUGACCAAUGAGCAAGAGCUUGCUGAGGACGUGGACGUCGAGCUCAUCCAGGGUGUGGUUGAGGGUGCCAAGGCCAAGCAGUUUCCCGAGGGCUUCCUGCAUGGCGUUUUGACAACCUAUCAGCCCACCGUCAAGGCUUUGAACUCAUGGUUGAGCCGCUACAAGUCAGACGAGGGCUCAGCCUCUAGCCAAGUUGAGCAGGCUCGGGAUGACAUCAGCCAGAGCAAGGCUUAGGCGUGUGUUUUCUUUUUUUUUUUUAUACACAUAUCAUGUGGCCUCAACGUUGAACGUUGCUGUGUCGAGCCACCGCGUUUAUCGCCCCUGCUUGUUUGUUGGUGUGUUGUACUGCAUGCAGUAAAUAUUAAUCUUGCUUGGCAUGUUGAUCCUGCUUGGUUUGCUUCCAGAUACCUUGUUCACGGGGUUGACAUGAAAAUGCGAUCUUCUCUAGCAUUUGAACUUUUAGUCUUUGAUUUUCCUUUCUUUUUUUUUUUUUUCCUUUAAAGUUUGGCGUCGAAUUGACGCACAAAAUU